AUAAAUAAACCACCAUAUAGGAAGAGGAAGAGGAGGGAAGUGGGUCCCUCAGAAACCGUUACCUCCUUUCCUCCAUGGUUCCCUCUUUCUUUCAUUACAAACAUUUCUCCGACAGCCCCACACAAACAUAAAUUCUUAACAUCUCAUUCAUCAUAUCAUAUCAUCUUUUUUUUUUUUUAAAGUAUUUUCUUUUGAUGGGUACCAUCAUUUCAUUUCUCAUUUUCCACACCUUAACAUAAACAUUUCCCCUCCUUAAAAUUUGAGAUCAUCAACCUUCAAUGUUUUGUGACAAUUCUUGUCAUCAAAUUGUGAUGCUGUAUUUUCCCAUUUUAGGCCCAGAUUGAUCACCUUCAAAUUUUGCUAUAUGCAGGCUGGUGGUUGAAUUUGACGGAUGCCCUUUUGAGAUUUUGGCCUUUCUUUCCCUUGUUCACGUUCAAAAUUGGAUUUUUAUGUGGAAGGGAAAGAGGGCAUAAUUCCAAGCCUUAAACUUUUGUAAUGCCCUUCAUUUAUUUGGUUUUUUUUUGUUAGUAUUGGAAUUAUAAAAAAUGAGUAAGGUUUCUGGUGUUAUUUCCCGCCAAGUUUUGCCUGCUUGUGGCUCUCUUUGUUUCUUCUGCCCUUCCCUCAGGGCAAGGUCAAGACAACCUGUCAAGAGGUAUAAGAAGCUCAUUGCUGUCAUUUUCCCUCGUAACAAGGAGGAAGGGCCAAAUGAUAGAAACAUUGGAAAAUUAUGUGAUUAUGCUGCCAGAAAUCCUUUACGCAUCCCAAAGAUUGUGCAAGCCCUUGAGCAAAGGUGUUACAAGGAGCUACGAAACGAGAAUUUCCAUUCAACCAAAAUAGUCAUGUGCAUUUACAAGAAAUUUAUGUUUUCUUGUAAAGAGCAAAUGCCACUAUUUGCGAGUAGCUUGCUAAGUAUUAUUCACACCCUGCUGGAUCAAUCACGGCUGGAUGAAAUGAGAAUUAUAGGAUGUCAAAUUCUGUUUGAUUUUGUAAAUAAUCAGAUUGAUGGAAGUUACCUGUUCAACUUAGAAGGUAUUAUCCCAAAGCUCUGUCAAUUAGCUCAAGAAACAGGAGAAGAUGAAAGUGCAAGAAAUAGUCGUUCAGCUGGUUUGAAAGCUCUUUCAGCAAUGGUUCGGUUUAUGGGUGAACAAUCUCACAUAUCAGUCGAAUUUGAUAAUAUUGUUUCUGCUGUCUUGGAAAACUAUGAAGUUCCUAAGAAAAAUUCAGCAAACCUGGAUCAUGAGGAACAAGAUGGGAUGGCCAAUGAGGGUCAAAUCUCUCCUUUGCUGGAUGUCAAAAGGAGAAACCCUUCCUGGAGAAAAGUUGUUAACGAUAAAGGCGAAAUAAAUGUAGCAAUGGAAGAUGACAUGAAUCCCUCUUUUUGGUCUGGAGUUUGCCUACAUAAUAUGGCCAAUUUAGCCAAGGAGGGGACUACCAUACGUCGUGUAAUGGAAUCUUUAUUCCGGUACUUUGAUAAUGGAAACUUAUGGUCUAUAAACCAUGGCCUUGCCUUUUCUGUUUUAAAGGAUAUGCUAUUUUUGAUGGAUGACUCUGAGAAAAGCACACAUGUUUUGCUGUCGACGUUAAUUAAGCAUCUGGAUCAUAAAAUUGUCCUUAAAGAACCUCAAAUGCAGCUUGACAUUGUUGAGGUUGCCACUUCACUUGCCCCAUAUGCAAAAGUCCAACCUUCUGUAUCAAUAGUUGGUGCAGUAAGUGACAUGAUGAGACAUUUGCGGAAGUGCAUACACUGUUCCUUGGAUGACUCAAAUCUGGCCCCUGAUGUAAUCAAUUGGAACAAGAAUUUCAAAAAAGUUGUGGAUAGGUGCCUUGUACAGUUGUCAAAUAAGGUUGGAGAAGCAGAUCCCAUUCUUGAUGUUAUGGCCGUGAUGCUAGAGAACAUCUCAACUAUCACAACAAUAUCUAGAACCACAGUCUAUGCUGUUCAUCGGACCGCUCAAAUUGUAGCCUCCUUACCAAAUGUGUCCUAUCAGAAUAAGGCAUUCCCUGAGACCUUGUUUCAUCAACUACUCCUGGCUAUGGUCCAUCCAGAUCACGAAACACGAGUGGUAUCUCACCACAUCUUUUCCAGUAUUCUUGUGCCAACAUCUGUUUUCCCUCAUCCAAGCUUGUCUGCUUCUGACCCCAAGGCAUCAAAUGUUCCACGAACUCUCUCUCGAGCUGUCUCUGUUUUCUCAUCUUCAGCUGUCUUAUUUGAGAAGCUAAGACUGGAGAAACGUUCUUCAAGUGAAAAAUUAAUUCAACACAACAAAGGCAAUAUUUCUGGAGAGAUUGAACCAGUUAGUAGCAAUGUUGGGAUUGUAAACAGAUUAAAGUCAACCUAUGGUCGGUUGCCUAGUGUGAAUAACCCUCCUCUACAAUUGGAACUGGAUGAAAUUGCUGCAAACAAAGAUAAUCGGAACUCGGAGGCUGCUGCUCUCAGGCUGACUAAGCUUCAGAUAAAUCGAUUGCUCUCGUCAAUUUGGGCACAGUCUUUAUCUCCUGGAAAUAUGCCUGCAAAUUAUGAAGCAAUUGCCUAUUCAUACACUUUGGUGUUGCUUGUUUCUAGAGAAAAGAAUUCUUUUUAUGAGGUACUAGUUCGGAGUUUUCAGCUUGCUUUUUCUUUAUGGAAUAUUUCCCUUAAAGAAGGGCCAUUGCCACCAUCUCGUCGGAGAUCACUCUUUACGCUGGCAACGUCAAUGAUUGUGUUUUCUUCAAAAGAAUACAACAUUGACCAUCUUGUCCAGAGUGCCAAGGCAGUGCUUACGGAGAAGGUUGAUCCCUACCUUCAGUUAAUUGAAGAUCACAAGUUGCAAGCUGUCAGCUUUGCUCCUGAUAAUCUAAGCAUCAACUAUGGAUCCAAAGAAGACGAUGAUAGGGCCUUAGACAUGCUUUCAGAUUUAUUGACUUAUAUACACAAAACACGGGACCUCUUUGCUUCUGAAAUCAUUAAGAGCUUGGAAAUGUUUGCAAAAGCGGAAUUAUCAUCAAUAAAGGAACAACUGCUAGAAGAAUUCGCACCAGAUGCUAUGUGUGAACUUGGAUCUCAAUUGACCAUGAACAUGGCUGCAAAGGAUGCUUCAAUAGUUUCAAAUAUUGAUGACGACUUCAUUUUUGAACCAUUUGAAAGUCAAAUUAAACAUAGUCGGAGUUUCUCCACAGAGGUCCCUGGUCUUCUGACUGCUAAUCAACUUUUAGAAUUAGCUUUGGACACAUCUCAUCCAGCUGGGAGGAUUUCUGUAUCAAAUGCAUUUAAUAUGCCAUACAAGGAUAUGGCUGAUAAGUGUGAGGUACUUCUGCUGGAAAAGCAAAAGAUGUCCAGAUUGAUGAGUACCCAACAGAAGCAAGAAUGUUCAGUGGACUCCCUUUCACCAAAUCAUGGCAAUGAAUUGAAAAAUAUGGAUUCCUCUUCGCAUGUGGAUUUUCAAAAGGUGCAGGUGGGGAAUCCUCCCUUCGACGAGAAUGCUGCUUUUGAUUUCCACGGACCAACUUUUAGCCCUCUUCCAAUGGUGUCUGGAACUGAAUAUCAGAAUCAGCCUCACCCUUUCAAACUUCCAGCAGCAAGCCCCUAUGAUAACUUUAUGAAAGCUGCUGGUUGUUGAUCCUGUAGUUAUACUGAAUUACAUACUAUACAAGGUAAUUGAAAAAUCAUAAUGAAAUGACUAGAGGAUCACAGGGGAAGGCUUCUAAGCAUUGUAACUUCACUAGUGCACAAGGCCAAGAUAUAUAUAUAUAUAUAUGUGUGUGGAAAUAUUAGUGUUGUUGUUUUGAUCAUAUGAUAUGUUAAAUUUUGGUAUUCGAUUCUAUAUAAUUUUCUUCACCUAGCUGGUAUGUGAAGGCAGGGAAAGGCUUCAUACUAUGUUCCUUGUAAAAUGUAAAGUAUAACUUAUUUUGGCAAUGUUAUAAUUUUUUUAAAAGGAA
This is a messenger RNA of Glycine soja, 3915 nucleotides long. RefSeq lists its product as uncharacterized. The transcript is spliced from 19 exons. NCBI's taxonomy places the organism in Eukaryota, Viridiplantae, Streptophyta, Magnoliopsida, Fabales, Fabaceae. Bases 546 to 3596 code for a protein of 1016 amino acids. The record is from RefSeq and is a predicted model, not a curated record.